Messenger RNA from Drosophila novamexicana, 984 nucleotides. It is a transcript of the gene sta, whose product is annotated as 40S ribosomal protein SA. The record is from RefSeq and is a predicted model, not a curated record. The transcript has 3 exons. Bases 93 to 908 code for a protein of 271 amino acids. Gene Ontology annotation, cellular component: ribosome; cytosolic small ribosomal subunit; 90S preribosome. NCBI's taxonomy places the organism in Eukaryota, Metazoa, Arthropoda, Insecta, Diptera, Drosophilidae. Gene Ontology annotation, biological process: ribosomal small subunit assembly; cytoplasmic translation. Gene Ontology annotation, molecular function: structural constituent of ribosome.
UUGUCAAGUGAAGCGCACGCUGCCCGUCACUCGUCCAUUUUGUCAACGCUCCCAGCGGCAUCCAGAACGUUUCGUAACUCUUUCACGUUAAAAUGUCGGGAGGCUUAGAUAUUCUGUCCCUCAAAGAGGAUGACAUUACAAAAAUGUUGGUUGCCACCACCCACCUGGGCUCGGAGAACGUCAACUUCCAGAUGGAGCAGUACGUCUUCAAGCGUCGUGCCGAUGGCGUCAACAUCAUCAACCUGGGCAAGACCUGGGAGAAGCUGGUGCUCGCUGCCCGCGCCAUUGUGGCCAUUGAGAACGCCUCCGAUGUCUUCGUUAUCUCGUCGCGUCCCAUUGGCCAGCGCGCCGUGCUGAAGUUCGCCAAGUACACGGACACCACACCGAUUGCUGGCCGCUUCACACCCGGUGCGUUCACCAAUCAGAUCCAGCCCGCUUUCCGCGAGCCACGUCUGCUGGUUGUCACCGAUCCCAAUACCGAUCACCAGCCCAUAAUGGAGGCCUCGUAUGUGAACAUACCCGUGAUUGCCUUCACCAAUACGGACUCGCCGUUGCGCUACAUCGAUAUUGCGAUCCCGUGCAACAACAAGUCGCCGCAUUCGAUUGGUCUGAUGUGGUGGCUGCUGGCACGUGAGGUGCUCCGCCUGCGCGGCACCAUCUCGCGCACCACCGAAUGGCCCGUGGUCGUCGAUUUGUUCUUCUAUCGCGAUCCCGAGGAGGCUGAAAAGGAGGAGGCCGCCGCUGCCAAAGAGCUGCUGCCGCCACCCAAAAUCGAGGAGGCCGUCGACCAUCCCGUCGAGGAGACCACCAACUGGGCCGAUGAGGUCGCUGCCGAGACCGUUGGCGGUGUUGAGGACUGGAACGAGGAUACCGUCAAGACCUCCUGGGGCAGCGAUGGCCAAUUCUAAGAUCAUCAGACGCAGGCCGAAAGCUGCUUAAGCGACUGCACAGCAUAAAUAAAUACCAUCUUUUAUGUUUCCCAAA